Centruroides sculpturatus (bark scorpion) is the source of this 930-nucleotide messenger RNA. RefSeq names its product relaxin receptor 2-like. Bases 1 to 930 code for a protein of 309 amino acids. Lineage: Eukaryota; Metazoa; Arthropoda; Arachnida; Scorpiones; Buthidae. The transcript has 9 exons. Gene Ontology annotation, molecular function: protein binding. The record is from RefSeq and is a predicted model, not a curated record.
AUGGAAUCGGGAAAUAUACACUCGACGACAGAAGCGACGCCUCAAUUAAUAAAAGUGUUAGAAAGAAGCGAAAGACGGGGUGUUAGUGCAUGCGCGCGCUUUUCUCCUAUUGGUGGGAAGCGGAUUGACUAUGGUCUGCCAGUCGGUUGGCUGUUCAUUCGUAGCUCUCCAGUUAUGUGGCUGAGAGUUGUUGCACUCUUAUUAACGUUCGGCCGCUGCUCCUCGUCAGAUAAAUUGAUAGCAGCAAAAACUAACUGCGGUCCGGAACAAUUUCCUUGCGGAAACACUUCGGUAUGUUUGGAUAGACAUUACCAUUGCGACGGAGAAUUCCACUGCGAAAAUGGGGAGGACGAAAUGCAUUGUGACGAUAUUUAUGGAAGUAUGUCUUCGUUAAUGAAAGGUUUAAGACGUCGACCCAUUGACAAUUUCCUCUUCUAUCCUCAUUUUUAUAACUGUAGUAUGGAUAACUUGCCGGAUGGAUGCGGCUGCAGAGCUUUCACUUGGGUGUUUUGCAUUAGUUUAAAUCUGACUCGUGUUCCAGACACGAUGAAAUCAUCGUUGACGAAGCUAAUUUUGAUUAACAACAGCAUAACAAUCGUGGAAAGGGGGUCUUUUUCACGUUAUCCCGGAUUAAAAGUCAUACAUUUGGAAGGAAAUGGUUUACGUUACUUGCACGAAGGAGCCUUUACGGGUUUAUUCAAUCUUGUAUUUUUAUUUCUUUCGAGAAAUAAAAUCGAAAAACUCAAUGGAGGAACUUUCAAAGACCUGAAGAAACUAGAAUGGCUAUUACUAGAUGACAAUAAACUAGAAGAAUUCGAUUUUUCCAUAUUGGCCGAUACUCCUUCUCUUCAUUUAUUAGAUUUGUCUACAAAUUCUCUAACGUUGAAAAAAGUUUAUUUUCGAGCUCACCCGUAUUUGCGAUGGUUGUAA